This is a messenger RNA of Micromonas pusilla CCMP1545, 1104 nucleotides long. RefSeq lists its product as uncharacterized. The coding region runs from base 1 to 1104 and encodes 367 amino acids. Gene Ontology annotation, molecular function: rRNA small subunit aminocarboxypropyltransferase activity. NCBI's taxonomy places the organism in Eukaryota, Viridiplantae, Chlorophyta, Mamiellophyceae, Mamiellales, Mamiellaceae. The record is from RefSeq and is a predicted model, not a curated record. The transcript has 3 exons. Gene Ontology annotation, biological process: maturation of SSU-rRNA.
AUGGGCGGCAAGGGCAAGGGCGGCGGCGGCGGCAAGGGCGGCAAGGGCGGCAAGGGCGGCGGGAAUGGCGGCGGAGGGCGCGGCGGCGGCGGCAACGGAGGAUCCGCCUCUCACGGCUCCUCGAAGCGAUUCGCCCCGCUGCGCCCGUCGUGGGCGAACCAGCGCCUGUGCUCGUGCACGUCCGAGGCGUGCGAGCGCGCGCACGAGGGCGACGAGGGCGUCGGGGACGACGACGCGUCCUCCACGCGGUUCCCCGUCCCGCUCGCGAUGUGGGACCUCGGGCAGUGCGAUCCGAAGCGGUGCUCCGGCAGAAAGCUCGCGCGUCUCGGAUGCCUGCGCGAGCUCAGGCUCCAGCAGCGCUUCCCGGGGGUCGCGCUGACGCCGUCCGCGACGGACUGCGUGAGCCCGGGGGACUACCACCUCGUCCACAGCGACGGCCUCGCGGUCGUGGACUGCAGCUGGAACCGUCUGGACGACGUUCCGUUCGCGCGGCUGAGGUCGGCGGCGCCGCGGCUCCUCCCGUGGCUCGUCGCGGCCAACCCGGUUAACUACGGCAAGGCGUGCAAGCUGACGUGCGCGGAGGCGCUCGCCGCGGGGCUCUACAUCGCGGGGUACGUCGACGCCGCGGAGCUAUUGAUGAACAAGUUCAAGUGGGGGCACGGGUUCAUAUCGUUGAACAGGGAGCUGUUGGAGAGUUACGCGCGGUGCGCGACGGGGGAGGAGGUUUUGGAGACGCAGGCGCGGUGGCUGACGAACGGCGGGCCCGCGGCGGGGCCGGGGGUCCGGCCGCCGCGGGACUUUCCGGACGACGACGACGACGAUGACGACGAUGAUGAGGUCGGGAGUGGGAGCGGCGGUGGGAGCGAAAGCGAGAGCGAGAGCGACGACGGGAUCCCGCCGCCGCGCGUGAACGCGAACCGAGCCGAGAAGACGAUGCCGCCGUCGGACGACGACGAGGAGGAGAGCGAAGAGGAGGAGGAGGAGGAGGAGGAGGAGGAGAAGGAGGACGUCGAAGAAGAACAGGAUACGCCGGCGAGGAGUAGUAGCGAGGCGGAAGAGGCCGCGGCGCGGCUCCGGGGGGUGUCGCUCGUUGCCGACGCGUAG